Messenger RNA from Malassezia japonica, 984 nucleotides. RefSeq lists its product as uncharacterized. Gene Ontology annotation, molecular function: mRNA binding. Gene Ontology annotation, cellular component: P-body. NCBI's taxonomy places the organism in Eukaryota, Fungi, Basidiomycota, Malasseziomycetes, Malasseziales, Malasseziaceae. The transcript has 2 exons. The coding region runs from base 1 to 984 and encodes 327 amino acids. The record is from RefSeq and is a predicted model, not a curated record. Gene Ontology annotation, biological process: P-body assembly; deadenylation-independent decapping of nuclear-transcribed mRNA.
AUGUCCUCGUUUACGGGCGCGCUCGUGAAGCUCACGCUGCGCAAUGGCGAUGCAUAUCCUGCCAAGAUUUUGAGUGUAGAUCCUACUACUGCGACAUUGACUGUGGAGCGCAAAGACACGGGCGAGACGUGCCAGGUGCGCCGCGAUGUGCUCCUGGACGUGAGCAUUGUCUCGGAGGGCGUCGGUGCCGUGGCUGAGGCUGCGAGUGCCGCGGCGACGCCGGCAGCACCGGCUGCUGCCGCGCCUGCUGCGCCUGCGCCUGCGCCGCCGUCCGAGUCGAAAAAGAAGCGCUCGGGCAAAAAGAAGGGCACGUCGACGCCGACGACGGCUCCCCCUGUGAACUAUUUGGAAGAGUUUGACUAUACCAAGAGCACGCAGAGCUUUGAUAAGAAGAAGGCAUGGGAAGAGAUUCGCAAAAGCCAAGCAGGCACAUCCGACGACCAGCUCCUCGUGAUGCUCAACCGCCGCCAGCCGCAAGAGUCGCGGCAGCCGAUGCUGGCGCCGGAUGAGAUGGUGCUCAGCCCCAGCGAGCGCGCUGAGAAUGCGGCACCGGCGCAGGGCGCGGCGAGCAGCAAGGAGCUCGAGGAACUCAAGGCGAAGCUCGAGCGCGCCGAGGCGCGCCAGACGCUCCUCGAGGCGCUCACUGGUGUGCAGAUCGCCGACGGUGCCACUGCCGACGAGUAUACCUGCUCCCUCUUUGCCGACACGCGCACGGCGACGGCGCACUGGCGCUCGCGGUACGUCGCGCCCGCGUCGCUCGACGACACGGGCGUGCUGCGCUACAACGUGCGUCUCCCGGACCUGUCAGGCGUCGGCAAGGACGACGCAGUGCUGCUUUCCUACCGCGGUCCUGCGCCCGAGUCCGACAAGGAGAUCGUCGCGCGCCUGCCCGACCACUUCCAGAGCGAAGUGAGCGUGAAGGUGGAAAAUGCGGCGCUCUUUGAGCAGCGCCUGCAGACCGUGGCGCAAGGUACUUCUUCGUAG